AUGAUCCCAUCAAUAUCUCCGAGUGAAAUGCUAUAUACCGUCAUUGAAGAAAAUCCACAUCAAUGCGCAAUGCGUAUUCGAUACCAUUUAUUAGAACGAGAAAUACUUCCAGAGCUUAUUGUUCGCAUUACUGUAACGUUCUGCAGUGAUGAGAUUGUAUUCCUAAACGGUGUUUUUCACGACUCACCUUCUUGGUUUAUGAUUCAAUCUGCCAACAGUAUCUCGCAUUUCAUGAAGGUCAAAGGACGGAUGUUUGCAGAGAUCGAGCGAUCCAGGAUUGAAGACAACACUGUACAACUGGCAAUGGCUAUUCGGGCAUUGGCUGGAUUAGUUGGAUAUAUGGGGAUCAAGCUAAACGACGUGGAGAUUGGCAAGUGCUUGGAACUUUUACAAACGACCAAAACCGAACGCAUCGUCAAGUUAUUAUUGAGUCUGAUAUUACUAUCGUCAGAACAUGCGAUUCGCUUACAGAGCCGGAAGGUGGGAAAAAAUAUGCCUAAAUAUCAGAUGAAUAACGGGGGGAUGGAUGUGGAAAAGCGAACAUUAGCAGGUGUUCUUUCCCAACUGUUACAAACGGGCGUAUCGGAAAUGCCCAUGCUCCUGAUGGUGUAUUUUCAAACGGAUCAAUUUGGACAAAUUGAAGCGAUGGCGCGAUCGAUUCUAGACAUGAAUGUGGCUAUUCCCAAGCUUGCACUAUUCGAAAUGCAGAAAUUAUUCAGGUCGAUCGAUACAAAUUGA
Zychaea mexicana is the source of this 738-nucleotide messenger RNA. RefSeq lists its product as uncharacterized. The transcript is spliced from 6 exons. Gene Ontology annotation, biological process: snRNA 3'-end processing. Lineage: Eukaryota; Fungi; Mucoromycota; Mucoromycetes; Mucorales; Lichtheimiaceae. Gene Ontology annotation, cellular component: integrator complex. Bases 1 to 738 code for a protein of 245 amino acids. The record is from RefSeq and is a predicted model, not a curated record.